Messenger RNA from Symsagittifera roscoffensis, 3510 nucleotides. RefSeq names its product E3 ubiquitin-protein ligase MIB2-like. Gene Ontology annotation, biological process: protein ubiquitination. The coding region runs from base 18 to 2963 and encodes 981 amino acids. The record is from RefSeq and is a predicted model, not a curated record. Gene Ontology annotation, molecular function: protein binding; metal ion binding; ubiquitin-protein transferase activity. Gene Ontology annotation, cellular component: cytoplasm. NCBI's taxonomy places the organism in Eukaryota, Metazoa, Xenacoelomorpha, Acoela, Convolutidae. The transcript has 4 exons.
CUUAUUAAAUAGUUUUCAUGGAAACUCUUCAACAAAUUGUAGGUCUAAGGGUUGUCAGGGGUCCUGAUUGGGUAUGGAGUAAUCAGGAUGAAGGGGAAGGUCAUGUUGGAACAAUAGUGGAAGUUGGAAGCCCCGGGCAGAUGUCUCCCGAAAGGACUGUUGUUGUUUUCUGGGAUCACGGGUUGAAAACAAAUUACAGAGUCGGUUAUCAUCAUGCGUUCGAUUUGCGAAUAUUUGAUAAUGGUCCCGUUGGCGUUGAGCACUGUGGCUCUCUUUGCUGUGCCUGUGAAACGCGAGACAUAAAAGGUUUCAAAUGGAGGUGUACGAGAUGUCUGGUUGAUCUAUGCUCGCGAUGCUAUUUCAUGGACUGUCACGAUGUCAAGCAUCAGUUUUUUCGAUUUGAUCACCCGCAAAGCAGUGGUAUUCCUUGCCCGCAGCGCAUAGGCUCGGCUAGAGCUACAGCUAAAGGAAUUUUUGCUGGCGCGAAAGUUCUCAGAGGUCCAGAUUGGGACUGGAAUGAUCAAGACGGUGGCGAUGGACAACAAGGUAAAGUGCAAGAAAUAAGGGGUUGGGAAGAUGAAACAUACAGAUCUGUUGCUAAUGUGACUUGGCCCAACGGAUUGAGUAACGUUUAUCGAAUUGGACAUAAAGGCAAAGUUGAUUUGAAGUACGUUAAAGCUAGCAAAGGUGGAAAUUACUAUCCGGAUCAUCUGCCGGUUGUUGAUCUGAGCAACAUGCCAAUAACACCCCAACAACUAAACGUUGCGAAUAACGUUAACCCUGUCUCAUUUGUUCUGGGGGAGCGAGUUAAAGUCAGCCUUGAUUUGGAACUGUUGAAAGUUAUGCAAGAGGGCCAUGGAGGUUGGAAUCCGAAAAUGAAUGAUGUAAUCGAUCGGAUUGGUUGUGUUCAUCGCAUCACAGAGAAAGGAGACGUGAGAGUAAUCUAUGACAAUGGAGUUAAAUGGACGUUUCAUCAGGCGGCUUUGACCAAAGUGCCGCUCUUUCAAAUAGGAGACUGUGUCGUAGUUACUAAAAAUGUGGCCCAUCUUCUGGAGCAGGUUGAAAGUCGAGAGGAAGCGGGGCAAAUAGCUGGUUCAUCUGGAUUUGUCAGCGCCGUGAAACCGGAUGGAACAUUUGAUGUCAGCAUUCGCAACAAAAAUUACACUCUUCAUGUUAACUGUCUCCAACCAUCGCUUACAGGGAGAGCGAACGCCGCAUCAUACAUUGGAGGAGUGUCAACCUCAGGAGCAUAUGGUGACCGAGUUAACGAAAUGUCCAUGGCACCUGAAAUGGAGCAGCUUCUCAAAGCUCUUGAAUCAUCAGACGCGAGUCAGGUGACAGCUGUGCUCAAAAAAGAUGCCACGUUAUCGUCUGUGACAUUUCCAGACGGUAGACAGCCGAUACACAUUGCGGCAAAACUGGAUACGCCGGAAGUAUUGAAGUUGCUGUUCGGUUGCGAAAGUUUCGAGAUAAAUGGAACGGAUUGUGAGGACAACACAGGUCUUCAUGUGGCAACUCUGAACCCCAAUACUGAAAUAAUGAAGCAAUUAUUAUGUGCGAAUGGGAUCGAUGUAAACAAGAAAAAUACUCAAGGAAAGACGGCGUUGAUCUUAGCUACAUCCUGUGAUCAGAUGGUAAAGAUUGACAUGCUAUUGAACGAAAGAUGCGAUGUGAACAUUGCAGAUAAUAAUGGCGAGACUGCAAUUUUCCACUGCAUUUCGCAAAACAAAACAGAAAUGGCUUUGAGAUUGCUGGAGCUGCCAAAUGUUGAAUAUAACGUGAAGACCUUAAAAGAUAUGACAUACUUGCAUCAGUCAUGUGCUAAAGGAAAUUUGCCAGUUUCUACGAAGUUAAUUGAACUGUGUCCUGAACUAACAAAUGUAAUUGACAGAAACAGUAAAUUCAGUCCUCUUCAUAUGGCUGUUUUGCACAAUCAGGAAGACUCUGUUAACUUGCUAUUGGGAUCCGGAGCAAAUGUUAAUGCUGUCUCGACUAAAAAGUUCAACGCUUUGAUGCUAGCGGUUUGCUGUUCUAGUCUAACCAUAGUUUCAAAGCUGAUAGCAGCUGGAACAAACUUGGAUCAUUUGGACUUGGAUCUGAAUAAUGCACUGGCCUAUUUAUUUCAAAAUCUGGCCAAAGUCAAUAAGCUAUCUGUCUAUGACGAUGCUACGCUACCAGAAGAUUUCAAAGAGGUUAAAAAUCUUCUUGAACCACAGCAUCCUGAAGUUUCCAGAGACGCACUGAUGGCUUGUUACCUUAUCAGCAAAGGCGUCAAGUACAAGGCGUGUAAGAAUAGAUCGAAUUUAGCGCCCAUUGAAAUGUGUUCAGAUCCUGACCUCGUGAACAUAAUUGAAAAUUUUGUGAAGGAUAAUACUCGAGGAUCAAGUUGUUCAGUUAAGUGCAAAAUGUGCAACUCGCAGCCUGCUAACUGUCAAUUUAAACCCUGUGAUCAUGUAGUUUCAUGUGGGGAUUGUGUUGACUUUUUCAAGAAAUGUGUGGUGUGCAAAAAUGAGGUUGAAUCAUACAGCAAACUGACCAUCACAAUUCAGAAGAUAUGUCAAGUUUGCGAUGACAUGGAAGCAAACAUUCGCUUCGAGCCCUGUAGUCAUAAUGUAGUGUGCAAUCACUGCGCCGCCCGCGUGAAGAAAUGCUUCACAUGCCAGACACCAAUCACGGCCAAACUGGAUCUUCAUGGUAAUGACGUUACAGGCAUCUUGCCGUCGACUUCCAGCAACGUGGCAGGAAACUCGGGAUCACAUUACACAGCAGAGGAGUUGGCAGAAUUGAGAAACAAACUAGAGCAGCUUGAAGACGCAGCUUUGUGUCAGAUUUGCAUAGAAAGGCAGAAGAAUAUUGUGUUUACGUGUGGUCACACAUUUUGCGACCAGUGCGCAAACUCAAUGCAACUAUGCCCUAUUUGCAGACAACGAAUUUUGCAACGCAUACCUAUAUAUUCAGGCUAAUUUUAUCGAUUUAUGACCUGCUAAAUAUUCAACUAAUUUUUUAUGCCGGUUCAUUGCUUGAAACAUUAAGUAUUUUAGUUUUAGUUGAAAUGCUUUCAUAGGGCUGCUAUUAUCAAAUUAUAAGUAAAACUAAUUCGUAUUUAUCCUAGCGAGUUUGCGAGCGUAGUGUAUGAGUUUGAAUCUUCCUUUUUUAACCUAACCCGCAAAUGAAAGAGUUCAUUAAUUUAUUUACUUAUUUGGUGGCACUUUUGCUAUAAUCAAGAUGUGUAGCAUUGGAAAUGUCAUAUCAUAUGAUCUCUGCUUUAUUCGUGGCUAAUGUUUGUGUUAUCUUAAGCGACCGUAGCUGAGUGGUUAGUGUGUGAGACUCGUAAUCUCAAGGUCGCAAAUGGAAUCCGAUACGUAGCUGAAUUUUUACUAAUUCGAGGCUAAUUUCUACUUAUUGAACUUUGUGUUCUCGCUAGUGUUUGCGAAGCACAGCUUCGCCUCUGUGUAGUAAGUAUGUUAUUCGAUAUCUUGCACGACAAAGAGUUAAUAAUUGCAUAAUUUA